Actinia tenebrosa (Australian red waratah sea anemone) is the source of this 1650-nucleotide messenger RNA. RefSeq lists its product as uncharacterized. The record is from RefSeq and is a predicted model, not a curated record. NCBI's taxonomy places the organism in Eukaryota, Metazoa, Cnidaria, Anthozoa, Actiniaria, Actiniidae.
AUGAUUUCCACGUGAAACAUUGGCAGGCUAUUUGCGCAUGCGGUUYCGAAACAAUCUUUUCCCGAUUUCAUUUUCGAUCGAACUUUCGUAAUAAGAUUCUUACUCGAAGGUUUAAACACUAGUAAGUCUCUGAUGUACUAGGAGCUUAGGCAUAAGAGAUGAAGCUGACUUUCUUCGUAUUUUGCAUUGCGGUUGGCUGUGCUCAAGGGACAAAGCCCUUGGGCGAGUUUGUAUACGUGUCCAAAACUCGAGGGCAAGCAAACAAUGAUUCGUGUGGUACCAAAUCACUACCAUGUAAGUCUCUACAAGUCGGUAUCGACAAGCUUCCAAGGGGUGGUAAGCUGUUCGUUGAUGGUGAAAACGCUAAAGUGGAUCCCUACAAAUGUGAAUCAUCUGCAGGAAAACUCGUGGUUGACAAGAAUAUAUCGAUUCAGAGCUAUACAGCGCCCGCUCAUAUUUACUGCUUGAAUGGUAUCUUUCUUUUGGCAGAUGGCCCUACUGGGAUGAACAUUAGUAUGAUUGGUGUGCAGCUCAAGAACACAGUGCUGCAUAUGAAAAACGUAAACGCGACGAUUCAAAACUGCAUAUUCCUGGAAUCGUCACCAGCUAUUGAUGUCAGGAACUCCCAAGGUCUUCCACUGUAUUCACUGAAUAUCAUGGACAGCAUGUUCAUAAGAAACCAUAGAUGCAUAGACUUGAUGCAAACAGAUUCCAACCACAAGAUAGGAUGCAGUCGAUUAAUCCUAAAGUUAAGGAAUGUCCUUUUCCAAGAGAACACUGCUUUGAGAGAUGACGCGAAGGGCGGGUUGGUGUUUGUAAACCACAAGAAUUGCCUUUGUAAAGAUGUGUCGUUCUUGUCGACAUGGGACAACAUAACAACAACGACCAAUCGAGGAAAAAUUACGAAACACGAAGACAACGGUCAGAGAAUCCGAAAAAGGGUGCAAACUGUGAUAAAGGAAAAUCCAAAGAAACCAUUAAAUGGAAAGAGCACUAAAUGUGACCCGAUAUUGGACAGCCUCGUCGUGGUCUACACAUGCAGUGCUAAAAUCACCUUAAAUCAAGUAACAAGUGAUUAUAAUAGCGAUAUGAGAUUCCUGGGACUACGAAGUUGCCAUAGUGACGUGCGAAUUUACAGUUGUGAUUUCCAUAGACACAUAAUUGAUAGCCCAGGAGGUGUUAUCUACAUCCCGGUAGGGUAUUCCACAUCCGUUGUCAUUAAAAAUAGUGACUUUUCUAGAAAUUCUGGUUCCAUCGGAGGCGUACUACAGAUUGACGGUGGAUCCAAAAAGACAGCCAUACUGAAUUUAUUCAAUGUCAGCUUUCUUUACUGUUCUGGCAAAACUACUGGCUGUGCUGUGUCUAUCGGUAGCGUCGAAAAAAGAGGUGUCGACAAGGUAUUUGCGACUCUUGAUGGCGUCCUAUUCAAUCGAUGUCACAACAAGAUUAAGAGGGGAAAGGGAAGAAAUAAUCAUGGUCCUCUAUGCUUAAGAGCAACAAUGGUGACUUCCGUGAACAUACACAACUCCACCUUCUUCCGAAACAAAAAUAAAAAAACUGCAGCGGUAAACAUUAAGCACAGUCCGACAACAAACAGGGGCUCCGUAGUCAAAGUUCAGAUCCUGAGGACAAUAUUUUAUCAAAACGCUU